UUGGCUCAUAGGUGGAGCAGGAGGAGGGGACUUUGACAAUGAAUGUGCUGAGGACACAUGUUUACAAUGAUGGGGGGACAGAGGAAGAAUGGAGCAGCACAGGAUCACCCAACAAUGUGAGUCUCUUCGUGGAGUCUGUAAAUUAUGGAGAUUCUUUUGGAGAUGGUGACUCAUUUGGGCAGACGGACAGUCCAGGAAGCUAACAGAAGUCACUGCAGAGGAGAAGUGUUUAACACCAACAUUACAUGAUCACUGCAGCUGAUGACACGUUUUUCUGAACUUCCGUGUCCUAUAACAAGUACAAUACACCCCCUUUGUCCUCAACAAACUGAUUCAGCUCUAGGACCAACUCUUUGGGUCACUCAGGGAUGAGUUCGCUGCUAAAACCUUCACCUAAAGAGUCUAUAGUUGGUGGCCAGCCGCCUCACAGGAUGGCACCAUCUGCUGUUGUCUUUGGCCCCCCAUCUGCCCCCCCAGCUGUCCGGCCUCCACUAGACUUUGCCCUGGGUGCGCUUGCCUGCUGUGCAGCCUGUGUGUUCACCAACCCCCUGGAGGUUGUAAAGACCCGUCUGCAGCUUCAGGGAGAGCUUCGUGCUCGAGGGUCCUACCAGAUACACUACAGGGGAGUCCUGCAGGCCCUCUGGGUGGUGGGCCGCACAGACGGGCUCCGGGGCCUACAGAAGGGCCUCUCAGUGGGACUCAUCUACCAGGGUGUGAUGAACGGGGUGAGGCUGGGCUCCUACUCCUGGUGUGAAGCUCUGGGCGUCACCUCUUUCCAUGGAGGUAGUCUGCUGUCAGGGGCUGGGGCUGGAGCUCUUGGUGCCUUCAUUGCUUCUCCUGCCUACCUGGUAAAGACUCACCUGCAGGCUCAGGCGGUCAGUGCUAUUGCAGUGGGUCACCAGCACAACCAUCUGGGAGUGUCUGAUGCCUUUGUCUCCAUCUACAGACGAGAUGGCUUAACUGGUCUUUGGAGGGGGGUGAAUGGAGCGGUUCCUCGAGUCACAGUGGGAUCAGCUGCUCAACUGGCAACCUUCACCUCAGCCAAGGACUGGGUGUCACACUCUCAGUGGUUCAGCUCCAACAGGUGGCUCACGGCGCUGAUAGCCGCCGCGGUCAGUGGAGUUGCUGUGGCCAUCACCAUGACGCCGUUUGAUGUCAUCAGCACGCGCCUCUACAACCAGCCAGUGGAUGAGCUUCGAAGGGGGCGCCUGUACCAGGGAUUUUCUGACUGCAUGCUGAAAGUGUGCCAAGCUGAGGGUCCGCUGGGAUUAUAUAAAGGCAUGGGCCCUGUUUUCUUGCGACUGGCCCCUCACACCGUGCUCAGCAUGCUGUUCUGGGAUCUGAUGAGGCAACAGGCUGUCAAAGACCUCUAGAGCCAGACUAAAGUACUAGAGAUCUGUGCCUGGAGCGACGACUCCUCUACUGAUGCAGAAAACAUCCUCUGGACAUUUUUCUUUCACACACUCAGACACUGGUACCACUUUUUUGUCUUAAAGCUCGACCUGUUGUUUUACCAAUAGUUUUUAUAUUUAUUGUGUUAAAACUCAAACACCGGAAGUGUUUCCAGAGGUAAGAUCAGUUUGUUCCUUGAGCUAAGUUAGUGAUGGCUUCAUAUGCGACUUCCUUCUGGAAACUGUCCUUCUGUUCAGGGAAACUUGUUCUGAAGAACUUAGCCUCAGUCUUUGAUUCACAUCUGGUUAAACACCCGAAAGUUGCAGAUCAAGUUUAGCUUAUUUAAAAAACUGCAAAGCGUAGAUUUUGGUUUUUGUUUGUCGGGCUGAGAGCAUCUCAGCCGGGAGCCUUGACGAGAGGAAGUUGGAAACCGGAGGAGCGUGUUCUAAUGACUCAUCUUUGAGUUGUUUUUCAUUUUUAAAACCAAGGAAAAACUGCUGCUUUUUUGUGUUUUUAUGGGUGACUCUACUUGCCUUGUCAUUUCUUUGUAACAAAAGAAAUAUGUAUUUUUAAAUUUUAUUCACUGCAGCUGUGGAGCCACAUUGAUUUGAGGCCUUUGUUACAGCUUAUCAGGGGAUUUAGGAUUUUUAACUAUAAAUCAUCAAAAUAAAGAUGGUUUUUGUAAAAACAA
Molecule: messenger RNA, 2083 nt
Organism: Nothobranchius furzeri (turquoise killifish)
Lineage: Eukaryota; Metazoa; Chordata; Actinopteri; Cyprinodontiformes; Nothobranchiidae
Gene: slc25a34
Product: solute carrier family 25 member 34
Source: RefSeq, a predicted model, not a curated record